AUGAUCCGCUCAAACCCCACCGCCAUCCCCCUGCGCCCAUCAGACCUCAAGCUGCUGCAGGCCGAGCUCGACGCGCGACGCGCCGAGCGCGAGCGCGAUACCGCCGCCGCUUCCGGCAGCGCCAACGCCGCCAACACGAGCACGGCGGCCGCGUCCAGCCGGCACAAGUCCAACACGAGCAUCUCGACCAAGACGAACGGCGCCAACGGCAGAGCGCAUUGGAAUGUAGACCUGCCACUGCAUCGCUUCAACGUAGUCGAGCUUGAUUGCGGCGUCAAGCGUCCCCCCACCUUUGAAUGUCGCCAGUGUGUCGACUCUUUGCCCCCUGGCUGCAUUGACGAGCCUAUGGAGCGCAUGUGCAAGGACUGCCUCGCCGUAUCCCCAAGUGCUCACAGCUACCCUCGCAUCAACCUCAACCGUCCCUCGUCUCACACUUGCUCUGUACCGCCCUCUCUCAUACCUUGCACACAUUAUUAA
This is a messenger RNA of Apiotrichum porosum, 477 nucleotides long. RefSeq lists its product as uncharacterized. NCBI's taxonomy places the organism in Eukaryota, Fungi, Basidiomycota, Tremellomycetes, Trichosporonales, Trichosporonaceae. Gene Ontology annotation, biological process: anaphase-promoting complex-dependent catabolic process. Gene Ontology annotation, cellular component: anaphase-promoting complex. Bases 1 to 477 code for a protein of 158 amino acids. The transcript is spliced from 4 exons. The record is from RefSeq and is a predicted model, not a curated record.